AGUAUGUUGACACUGUAGGUCUGAAAGUGUGUGUAGGGGGAUGUGUACGUGCUCUCAGAUUGUGUUGCGAAACAAAGAUUCUCUGAGCUGAGAGGUUUGUGGGUGGACACUCUGUGACGAUGCACCUAUAGGGUGAAUUUAUAAAACUGCCAGCCCAAGAAUGAUGGAAUGAAGCUUGAUUCUAGACAUUAUCUCAAGUCUCGAUAAUCAAUUUUGGAUUUACUUCUUCCAAUAAAACAAUUAAAUACUGCAAGUGCAAGCAGAGUAUAAGCCAUGGGAGACUGGGGUUUUCUCUCCAAACUACUCGACAAGGUGCAGUCCCACUCCACCAGCAUUGGGAAGGUGUGGCUGACUGUGCUUUUAAUCUUCAGGAUCAUGGUUCUUGGAGCUGGAGUAGAUAAAGUGUGGGGCGAUGAGCAGUCUGGCAUGGUGUGCAACAUCAACACGCCUGGAUGCAAGAACGUGUGCUACGACAAAGCCUUCCCGAUUUCCCACACCCGCUUCUGGGUUCUCCAGAUCCUUUUCGUGUCCUUACCCACUUUGAUCUACCUGGGCUACGUCCUGCACGUCAUCCACAAAGAGAACAAAAUAAGGCAGAAGCUCCAAAACCAGGCCGAGAAGCGAGGGCUGAAGCUGCCCAAAUACACGGAUGACAACGGAAAGCUUCGCUAUAAAGGAAACCUCUUGUGCGUUUAUGUAACUUGCAUAUUAGUGACCAUUUUGUUUGAAGCAGCUUUCAUCGUGGGGCAGUACUAUUUGUACGGUUUUGUGAUGAAUCCUCAGCUCAAGUGCAGUACCAAUCCAUGUCCUAGCCAUGGAGUAGAGUGCUUCAUGUCCCGUCCCACUGAGAAGACCAUCUUCAUCAUCUUCAUGCUGGUGGUGGGCUGCGUGUCUCUAGUUUUGAACAUAGCGGAGAUAUUUUAUCUGAUUGGUCGAGCUACCAUGUACAGAAAGUAUCCACCAAUUAGUCCAGCUGAUGAACAUAAAUCAUUGACCACUGAGAAAUUUUGCUGAGAUGAGUGCGAAACUGUUCUGGUUUCACACUAUUUAAAAAAAGCUUUCUAAAAGGUUUUUUUGAUUGGAUAGAUGGUACUAGGAAGAACCACAGGUGUAGAACAUUUGCAUUAUCUAUGUAAUAUAAUUAAAGAACCAUGCACCAAAAGUGGUCUUUCUCGCCAAAAAGCCCUUUUUGAAACCAUUAUUUUUUAGAUUCUACUCUAUUGUAAAUAGUUAUAUCUGAAGAAGAUGUAGAUGUUGAAGCACCUCCACAUUGAAAGAGUUUAUGAGCUCUUUACCAUAAUGUCAUGCACUACUGUUGUUCUUAAUGAAAAGAAUGGACAUUCAUGUCUGCUUUCUGUAGCUUCUUUUAAUUUUCCAUUUUUCUUAGACGAGUAUUCAUCCACUGAAUAAGAUCUAAAUGCACUUGUAUUUCUUGUCUUAUCCGCUACUUCAGAUGUUUUUGAAUGUAUAAUUGUUCACCAACUAUUUUGUAUAAAUUUUUCUAGAUAUUUUCUGCUUUUAUGAAACUUUUACCAAAGUCAUGUCAUCACAACCAAUUAAAACACAGGUCUAUCAUCACAUCAUGGCAUCAUAUGACAGAAUGUGUUGUAAAAAAAGAAAUACAUAGUCAUUCUUAUUCUGUA
Molecule: messenger RNA, 1643 nt
Organism: Colossoma macropomum (tambaqui)
Lineage: Eukaryota; Metazoa; Chordata; Actinopteri; Characiformes; Serrasalmidae
Gene: gja12.2
Product: gap junction protein alpha 12.2
Exons: 2
Coding region: 274-1014 (246 amino acids)
Biological process (GO): cell communication
Cellular component (GO): connexin complex
Source: RefSeq, a predicted model, not a curated record